AUCUCCACUGUGGAUUUCUUAUAAGGUGGGUCUCGUACCAAUCUUCCAGUCCAAAUCCUACUCUCUUUGGAUCACUGCUCAGGGUUCGCCGCCGGCAAUCGACCCCCAAAUCCUACUCUCUUUGGAUCGAGUUUAUUUCAUCAGCAAUGGCGACUUCGCCGGCUCGCCGCAGGCCGCGGCUCCCGUCGCCGGACAUUUCAGCGGCGGAGAUCCUGGACUCCCUUCCUCCGGCGAUACUCGACGAGAUCCUCUCCCGCCUCCCCAUCCGCGAUGCCGCCCGCACCUCCGUGCUCUCCCGCGCCUGGCGCCGCCGCUGGGAGUCUGUCCCCUACCCCGUCCUCAACUGGCCCCGCGGGACGCCCUCAGCUCCCAUCGACGCCGUCCUCGCGCACCGCACCUGUCCCGUCAGCGAGUUUCGCCACCAGUACGUCUCGGAGCUGGAAUUCCACCUCUCCGAUCUCUGGCUCCUCCGCUUGGCCAGCUUGGGAGUUCAGUCCCUCCACCUCAAGUUCAAAUGGUUGAAGGCUGAUGGGAUUGUGAGGAUUCCACACUUCCACAUGCUCCACUCCCACAUCUUCUCCUGCCUCGAGCUCAUCGUUCUCGACCUGGAAUCCUGUGACUUCCCCGGUCUGCAGUAUGGCUUCGCAGGCUUUCCAAACCUAACCACCAUAAGCUUUUGCAACGUUCGAUUUCCCCGAGGCUUGAGUGGAUUGGAGGCGCUGAUCUCUUCAUCGUCCUCGCUUCGGAGGCUGCGGCUUGAGAAUUUGAGGAUGCCUAACAAGUACGAGCAAUGGGUUAUUCAUGCGCCCAAUCUCCAGAGUCUGCUCAUCAGUUCAGUGUUUGAUUACGGGUGGCAGGUCGAUGAUCUCCCAUCACUUGAGGUAGCAGAGAUCAAACUUAGAAACUACUCUAAUGACCAAGAAAUCGUGAAUCUUAUCUCUCGGUUGGAUCAAGCUAGGAUUCUCCAGCUCGACAUGCCGUGUUCAUUGGACAAUCUUCUGGAGGAACUCCCGCGAUCCUUUGUGAAUCUGAAGAGUUUAUCGCUGCAUAUACCAUAUUGCUGCCUAUCUAGCUUUUUAUCUAUCUUUUGUCUAGUCAGGAAGGCUCCUAACCUUGAAGUUUUGGAUGUUGAGCUUGGUUUCCACUUUGAAGAGGAUGAUGAAGUUGAUAUUAACGUUCUAAAUGGGCAACGGGCUGAUGAUCCGUUCUCUAGUCUCACAAGUGUUCAUAUGAAAAAUGUCACCUGGGAUUCAUAUGAGAUGACUUUUAUCCAGUUUAUUUUGUCCGAGGCAAGACAACUUGAGGUACUUAGUAUUCAUGAAUCUAGAGGGCAUUUGACAUCCGAUGAAGAGGCAUUUGUAGCUGCAGAGGUUGCACGAUACAGGAGAGCUUCUCCAGCAGCUAAUGUUGUCAUCAGCCGCAUACCCUAGAGUUAUGGGAGUUUGUAAUUUGUAGGUUGUGUGGUAGGUAAGUUUGCAACUUUGGUGCUGGACUGUACAAUGGCAUCGACGCAACCACCUGGUUACAUAUGUAAAUUAACUCUAUGACCAACAUAGAAUUUUGAAUUCUACAUUAUCUUUUUCCCC
Molecule: messenger RNA, 1586 nt
Organism: Lolium perenne
Lineage: Eukaryota; Viridiplantae; Streptophyta; Magnoliopsida; Poales; Poaceae
Product: F-box/FBD/LRR-repeat protein At1g13570
Molecular function (GO): protein binding
Source: RefSeq, a predicted model, not a curated record